This is a messenger RNA of Dibothriocephalus latus, 243 nucleotides long. NCBI's taxonomy places the organism in Eukaryota, Metazoa, Platyhelminthes, Cestoda, Diphyllobothriidea, Diphyllobothriidae. The record is from the annotation of a GenBank genome assembly.
GAGAGCUGGGGCCAACAGGAGGGCUACGGCAAACGCUUUGAGAAGGGUGGUUCCAAGGGCCAGAGCCAGUACAAGGGUCAUGUGCAAUUCAGUGGUCGUGUAGACUUCUCCGGCUGCAGCUCGGAACACUGCUACAGUGGUGAAUACGAGGGCUACGACUGCAAGGACGGUCACUGUGCCACCGUGUGCAAGGGCAGCGAAUGCCACGAGGAGAAGGAAUACGGUCAUGGCUAUGGUUACUAG